AUGCUUUUAAUCGCCACCGCAGAGAAAAAGGUCCUUGUGGAAAUUGUGAAGUUGUCCCAAAAGCGGGGAAUGAAGGGUAAUAAAGGAGACUGGAAGCAGUUCUUAAAUAUUUAUGAUAAGAAGUUUGGGGCUAGCUUGAGUGAUCCCGGAAAGAGGUCAAAUGAUGUAUUGACUGCGUAUUUGAAGACAUUUGAUAAAGAGGAUGACUUGAAGGUUUUGGCUAAAGUUGUCCAAUGCCAUUCAAAUCGCCAAGCAGUUGAUCAAUUGUUAAGACUUUUCCAGAAAAUGAAUCCCCAGAGCAGAGUCUUGUCCGUUCAACUCUUCGAACACCCACAAUAUCCAUUGGAUUACUCAUUUCCUUCACAUGAACGUGCAAAUCUUUUCUUGCAUUUCCGCAUGUCUUUUAGCUUCCCUUUUUACUUCCUACACAGAAUAUCUGGCAAAGCAGGACUGGGUAGUUUCAAACGCGGUAAAAAGUCCAGGCGACGACUUUCAAAUGGAAUGGUUGCUGUUGAUUGUGAGAUGGUUCUAUGUGAAGAUGGCUCUGAAGCUCUAGUAACAGUGUGUGUUGUUGAUGAAAAUUUACAGAAACGCUUGAAGAAGUUGUUAUCAGGUGAAACUAUUUUAGUGGGACACAGUUUGUGUAAUGACCUGCCAGCAUUGAAGAUAGACCAUGCAAGGGUACGUGAAGUUAAUAUGGCAAAGCUACUUCUCCACAGGAUACCAAUCACAGUGCCUAGUGAAGAAUUGCACAAUGCCAUUCCUGGGAACUAUACAAUAGAAGUCAACAACCUUCUGUUAAGCUCAGGAGAUAAAUAUUCUGCCUUUGCUAUCUUUAAGAAUCCACAAGAAGCAGAUCAAGCAUAUGAAAAAGUCCAAGGCAACAAGGAAAAGGACUCAUCUGGGCGACCACAGAAGCUUAUUUCAUUUAAGCUCAGCAAGGUCUCUUCUAAGAGAGCUCUAGAAGUUGAAGAGAACUCAGGUGUACAUAAGAAACAAAAGACAGAUCAGAAUAUAGAAGAGGAGAUGGUGGCAGACUUAAGUCAGUGCUGCGACCACCUUAAAGAGAUAGAAAGAUUGAAGCAAGAACAACAAAAGGUGUCAGAGCAGUGUUGUGAUCAUUUAAAAGAGAUUGAAGGAUUGAAGCAGCAACUUAAAAAUAAGGAAUUUGAAAUCUCGACACUGAAUAAGAUUGUUUCCAAAUACCAAGGGGGAAAGAAAAAAGGGAAGUAG
This is a messenger RNA of Prunus armeniaca (apricot), 1233 nucleotides long. The record is from the annotation of a GenBank genome assembly. Lineage: Eukaryota; Viridiplantae; Streptophyta; Magnoliopsida; Rosales; Rosaceae.